AUGCAGACCCCUCGGGUGACGGCGUCCAGCCUCAUCUUUGUUCUGGUGGCCCUAGAAUCUCUCCACCUCGGGAGUCCUCUAUCUUUCUCUUGGGAGUCUCGGGAGUCCUAG
Geosmithia morbida is the source of this 111-nucleotide messenger RNA. RefSeq lists its product as uncharacterized. The transcript is spliced from 2 exons. NCBI's taxonomy places the organism in Eukaryota, Fungi, Ascomycota, Sordariomycetes, Hypocreales, Bionectriaceae. The coding region runs from base 1 to 111 and encodes 36 amino acids. The record is from RefSeq and is a predicted model, not a curated record.